This is a messenger RNA of Plasmodium cynomolgi strain B, 168 nucleotides long. RefSeq names its product ribosome biogenesis protein Nop10. The coding region runs from base 1 to 168 and encodes 55 amino acids. Gene Ontology annotation, biological process: snRNA pseudouridine synthesis; ribosome biogenesis; rRNA pseudouridine synthesis. The transcript has 2 exons. The record is from RefSeq and is a predicted model, not a curated record. Gene Ontology annotation, molecular function: telomerase RNA binding; box H/ACA snoRNA binding. NCBI's taxonomy places the organism in Eukaryota, Apicomplexa, Aconoidasida, Haemosporida, Plasmodiidae. Gene Ontology annotation, cellular component: box H/ACA snoRNP complex; box H/ACA telomerase RNP complex.
AUGUACAUGCUAAGGUACUACUUGGACGCCAAUGGGAAGAGGGUAUACACGGUGAAGCCCAUGGUCGAUGGGAAGGUGACCUUCUCGGCCCACCCCUGCCGAUUCUCGCCGGAUGACAAGUUCUCCUCCCAGCGGGUAGCCCUCAAGAAGAGACUCAACCUGUUGUGA